AUGCAUCCUCUUCUGCCUUCGUCCUCCCUGGAAGGAUUGGAGCAGGUUAUUCCCCCGGAGCCCAACUCACCUAAGAUAUACAUACCAAGAUGGAAGCUCGACAAACCACUCCCUAGCCCGCCAAAGAGAAGUUCCGGCUCUUCCUCCGCAGACGAGCAGUAUCUCAGCAGCGCCAGAUACCAGCGUCCUAAUGAUGGAUAUCGUGAGAGUGCAGUAUAUAAAAGAAACCCGGGGCCUGCCCAUGCUCACUCCGUGGAUGAGCUGCGGUUACUUUAUAGACAGCGAUCACCGGUUCCUCGUUCACCCGGAUGGAGGAGACAAGACAGAGACCAUCUUUCCAGCCCAGCAAAACGCGCACGCCAUUCGACGGAUCCGGUAUUCCAGACGUGUAAUGGAGGAUUGGUGAGGGCUUCAACAAGACUUGAGGACAGCAGGUCGCAUGAUGAUAGGGAAACACCGAAAAGGGGUUCUUCUUCGGAUAUGCCGAGACGGGGUACUGAAAGCCUCAGAAUACGAGCAAAGGGUAUUGACGAACAAGUCAGCAAGGGAGAGAAUGACCAGCUGGUGGUUGAGUCUCCGAGGACUGAGGAUAAUUCAGGCCUGUGUUUCUGCCACUUACCUCAUCCACGACACAGCAAAAUAUUGUUGAACCAACGGACGUCAAAGUCAAGCUCUUAUCAUAGAGGCGUUCAGGCCAGCGACCUCCCUGACGCAUCCUCGUAUAUUGAGCUCAUCCAACAGCAUUCCAUACCUGACGUUCCCGAAGUGAGCGUGGAGGACGUUGACGAUGAACAGUGCUCCCCAAAAACAAAGCAGAAGCCACAGAACCGCACCCAGUUAUACUCGUUCACGACAUGUGCCAGCACCUCCAUGAUCAACGAGAUCACCGAAUCAAGCAGCAGAAAAGAGACAGGAGGAUUUGGUCUUUUCCGGUCCCCUCCCUUACCUCCGACUGGAGAGAAUGGUCGUAGGCCAAAGCAGCUUGCCAUCCCUCCGAGUGACUACCAGCUAUACGGAGUCAAAGCAUUGACAAAGAACAAGCCGAAGAAGAAGAAGUCUAGCCUGUUCUAUCUCAACAAGCUGAUUCCCAAGGUCAUAAGACGACAUGCCAGCGAGCCACAAAUCCAAUCGUUGAACACCCCCCGGACUGCACCACCAUGCCCCGGGGAAGGUAACAGGCGAGAAGAGUGGUUUGGGUUGGGAAGGAAUGGCAACGCAUGGCGGUCGACUGUCGAAUUUUCUAGGGAAGCAUUUGGUUCUAGCUCGAACAAGCUGGCCGAGCAAAGAAGAAAGGAGGAGUUGAAGAGUAAGAUUGUGAUGGUUGGUCCGACUCCUCAUUGGUUGUAA
Messenger RNA from Trichophyton benhamiae CBS 112371, 1347 nucleotides. RefSeq lists its product as uncharacterized. The record is from RefSeq and is a predicted model, not a curated record. The transcript has a single exon. NCBI's taxonomy places the organism in Eukaryota, Fungi, Ascomycota, Eurotiomycetes, Onygenales, Arthrodermataceae. The coding region runs from base 1 to 1347 and encodes 448 amino acids.